This is a messenger RNA of Colletotrichum costaricense, 591 nucleotides long. RefSeq lists its product as uncharacterized. The record is from RefSeq and is a predicted model, not a curated record. The transcript has 2 exons. Bases 1 to 591 code for a protein of 196 amino acids. Lineage: Eukaryota; Fungi; Ascomycota; Sordariomycetes; Glomerellales; Glomerellaceae.
AUGGCACGAACCUCGACUGUCUAUCAUAGAUUUAGAUCAGCACUGCGGGAGGGCACGCGAUCAGUGGCUGAAGUCGUUCGCCUAGCUGAUGAUGAACUAGCAGAGGUCAUCAACACCUUGCCCAACCAUCUCCAACCCGAUAGUGGCAAAACCGAAGAAAUGCAGGAGCUAGAGCUGACCCAUCCCUGGAUCAAAUGGCAACGUUUCGACAUCAGUCUCGUGCUUCUGCACCAUCGUAUGCGCAUCAAUCGUUCAUUACAAAAGGAGUGGCUAGCAGCUCCCGGUCUGUAUGAUUGGGCACGGGCAGUGUGUAUUCGUUCUGCUAUGGAUAUCAUCUGGAUUACCCAUAACUGGGAUCAGCCAGUCGCAAUGCGACGACAAUGGGCUUUGUCGAUGCACAUCUUCGUUGCUGCCAUCUUUCUUCUCAGAGAAUCCCAUAGAGCAAAAGCCGGGGCUGAAGUUGACUUUACGGACGAGGUGCAACUCGCCAUUGAAUACCUGGACGAGGUCAAAUCACGCAACGCCAUAGCAGAGACGGCAGUUGCCAUCCUCAGGUCUUCACUGCAUGAGGCUAACAUGGAGUUACAGUGA